GGCGACAUUAGUUUAGCUAUUUAUCGGCAAUUCCUGGGACGCUACGGUUGAGCAAGUGAUCAGUGAGUUUCGGUUCCACAGUGUCAAUCGAUCGAGUGAAAAUGGCGGCUAAUAUCAAGUGUAAAGUGCUGAUUUGUGUGCUUCUGGGCUUGUGUGGAUUCGCGGGAUUCGUUGAUUCCCAGAUUCCAGGACUGGGAGGAUGUCCGGAUUAUGUGCCGAUAACCAAAUUCGACAGAAAUAAGUUUUUAGGCACCUGGUAUGAGGUGGAGCGAUACUUCACUGUUAGUGAAGUGGCAACGAAGUGCGUGUCGGCGACUUAUGAGUUGAUGCCUGAUGGGAAAAUCUACGUGCGAAAUGCGUUAACCAAUCGAUUCAACAACGUUGAGCGCAUAAUUUCCGGUGUUAUGGUACCUCCGGGAAAAUCCAAAGACGGCAAAUAUACUGUCCUUUAUCAAUCAUUCCCAUACAACUACAACGCUUCCUUCAUGAUCUUGGACACCGACUACACCAAUUUUGCCGUAAUCUACUCUUGCAGUACAAUUGGACCCGUUGGCCAUACAGUUUCUGCCUGGGUCUUGGCCCGAGAGCGACUUCCUGCGGGACCGGCCCUACAACGAGCCUACGGAGUGUUGGACAAGUAUCGCAUCAACCGUGCCUUCUUCGUCAAGACCAUGCAGGAUGACUGCGUCAUCAGGGCACCACCCCAGCCAGCCAUCGAUCCGACCGAACCGAGCACAAUUUCCCGUAAUCGAGAUCACCUCCCGAGCGAUGACCUAAUCAAGACGGAAGAACAGCUUGUCCAGUUGCGGAACGAUAUCUUUUCCGUUCCGGACGUACAGCACCAUGACAUACAAAUUGAUCCGCUCGACACCGACGACAAUGAGUGAUGCAGUCCCUGCCUAGUGAUUUAAAUAUUUAUUUUUAAAAUUAAAAAAGCUGCGUUUGAA
This is a messenger RNA of Armigeres subalbatus, 947 nucleotides long. Its product is annotated as apolipoprotein D-like. Gene Ontology annotation, molecular function: pigment binding. Lineage: Eukaryota; Metazoa; Arthropoda; Insecta; Diptera; Culicidae. The transcript is spliced from 3 exons. Gene Ontology annotation, biological process: response to reactive oxygen species; lipid metabolic process. Bases 102 to 887 code for a protein of 261 amino acids. The record is from RefSeq and is a predicted model, not a curated record. Gene Ontology annotation, cellular component: cytoplasm.